Messenger RNA from Lolium perenne, 1497 nucleotides. RefSeq lists its product as uncharacterized. The record is from RefSeq and is a predicted model, not a curated record. Gene Ontology annotation, molecular function: nucleic acid binding; zinc ion binding. Lineage: Eukaryota; Viridiplantae; Streptophyta; Magnoliopsida; Poales; Poaceae.
UGAUGAUUAGGAAUUUUCCUUAAUUAAUAGUAGUUUGCCUAUGGUAGAUGGAUGGUGGGAACAUGAACAAUGCAAAUGGUACUAGCAAUAGCUACUCUCGGGAUGUGGUCCGUGAUGUAGAUGGUCAAGACCAUCUGGCCCAUUUGCUUGCUGAUAUUAUUGAAAAGCAAGAAAGAACCCAACAAAGGCAAAUGCAAAUAGUAGAACACAUUGUGAGGAGUGAUGGGAAACGUAAUAGACUUGGAGAUUUUCAGAAGUUGAAGCCUCCAACUUUCCUAGGUACAUCUAAUCCUUUGGAAGCUGAAGAUUGGAUUAUAGCCAUGGAAAAAGCCUUUGAUGCAAUGGAUUGUACUGACAAUGAGAGAGUUUCCUUUGCAACGUUCAUGCUACAGUCUAGUGCAUUCGAGUGGUGGGAUGCUCAUAGGAAGUCCUACGAGCAAGGUGUUCAAAUUACAUGGAAGUUAUUUAAGGAAGAUUUCUAUCAAAAAUACUUCCCAGAAAGUGUUAAAAGGAUAAAGGAGAAAGAAUUCCUUGAAUUAAAACAGGGGCACAAAUCAGUUUCAGAUUAUGAAAUUGAGUUUUCUAGACUUGCUCGAUUUGCCCCAGCUUUUGUUCAAACUGAUAGUUCAAAGGCCCGACGGUUUGAGAGUGGACUGCGCCAACCUCUUAAGCGCCGCGUUGAAGCCUUUGAGUUAAACUCAUUUAGAGAGGUUGUGAACAAGGCCCAACUUAUGGAGAAGGGUUACCAUGAAGAAAAGAAAGAAAUUGACCAACCGUCGAAAAAGAUGAAAGUUGAUCACCAACACUUCGAUUAUGAAAGGGAGGUUAAUUUUGGACAUCCUAAAAGUGUAAAUUAUAAACCCCAAGAAAGAUCAUGCCCUAUAUGUGAGGAAGAUCAUCGUCCAAAUGUUUGUCCACAACGUUGGGGACGGUGCUACAGAUGUGGAGAACCUGGGCACACUCAGGAUUGGUGUCAUUUGUUGUCUAAUAGCACAUUUCAUAAAGAGAAGCCAAGAGCCGUGAUGUUGCCAGCACCUUCUCAACAACUAUAUCUGCCAGGACCUCCACAAGCGCCCAAUUGCUCAUCGGAUGCAUCAUCUCAUGGCAUGCCGAGCAAGGUGUCUAGGCAGCAACCAAAUAACGGUUGGAAGAAUCGUGGCGGAAACCGUGCUCGGGUAUACAACUUGGUCAAAAAUAACGAAGGCGAACUUCAUAAUGAGGUGCCAGGUCCGAAGGAGGCUGAGGUUUAAUCGUCAAGGAAAUAAGGUCCGAAGGAGGCUGAGGUUUAAUCGUCAAGGAAAUAAGAUUAUAAUGAGGAUCAAGAUAUGAAUGAAGGGCUUGGGGAGUGACGUCUUGGCGUAGGAGUUUUCAAUAUCUUUAGUUGUUUACAGUUUUCUACAAUAAGAGAAUUAAUGUCCAGCCUCCGAGGUUUAGAAGGCUGAACGCUUCAAUGUAAUGGCUUGCAUACAAGAUUGAAUAAAGUACAUCUUUGUGCCA